Messenger RNA from Dipodomys spectabilis (banner-tailed kangaroo rat), 4582 nucleotides. RefSeq names its product WAS/WASL interacting protein family member 1 (gene Wipf1). The record is from RefSeq and is a predicted model, not a curated record. Gene Ontology annotation, molecular function: actin binding. The coding region runs from base 212 to 1702 and encodes 496 amino acids. The transcript is spliced from 8 exons. NCBI's taxonomy places the organism in Eukaryota, Metazoa, Chordata, Mammalia, Rodentia, Heteromyidae.
CACUGAAUUGGAGGCCAGAGCUAGUCCAAAAUGGCCGCCCAGAAACAACCCCGCUCUUGCUUGCAUUAGAGAAUGAUGCUUUUACAAGGACGGUUGUGUCUCUUAGCUCAUGUCUCACUUGCUCUCUGUCUGCCUGGGUCUCUGAACAUGCCUUCCUACAGUACCUUUUAACGAUUUAUCAGCAAGACUGUUGAAAGCAUAACUAUCCAAGAUGCCUGUCCCUCCCCCACCAGCGCCCCCACCGCCACCAACAUUUGCACUGGCCAAUACAGAGAAGCCUACCUUGAAUAAGUCAGAGCAGGCUGGGAGAAAUGCUCUUCUCUCUGACAUCAGCAAAGGAAAGAAACUAAAGAAGACAGUCACCAAUGACAGAAGUGCCCCAAUAUUGGACAAACCAAAAGGAGCCGGGGGCAGUGGUGGCUUCAGUGGUGGCGGCAGCAGUGGAGGCAGUGGUGGCAAUUUUGGAGGAGGAGGAGGACCUCCUGGAUUAGGAGGAUUGUUCCAGGCUGGAAUGCCAAAGCUGAGAUCCACGGCCAACAGAGAUAAUGAUUCUGGAGGAAGCCGUCCACCAAUUUUGCCCCCAGGAGGAAGAGCCACAUCUGCCAAGCCUUUCUCACCCCCGAGUGGCCCAGGGAGGUUUCCCGUGCCUUCUCCAGGCCACAGAAUUGGUCCGCCAGAGCCACCUAGGAACCGAAUGCCUCCCCCAAGGCCCGAUGUGAGCUCAAAGCCUGAUAACCUCCCCCCUCCGGUGCCGAAUACACCAAGACCCGUCCAGUCAACUCCACACAACCGAGGGGCCCUACCAGUGCCAGGAGCCCCCAGGCAGCUCAGCCUGGGGCCCACCCCUCCACCUUUCCCUGGAAACCGAGGUGCUGCUUUUGGAGGAGGCUCCAUCCGCCAGACCCCUGUGGGCUCCUCCUCUCCCUUCUCUAACAGGCCUCCCCUGCCUCCCACACCGAGCAGGGCCUUGGAUGACAAACCCCCUCCACCACCUCCUCCAGUGGGCAACAGACCCACCAUGCACAGGGAAGCAGUUCCACCUCCUCCCCCGCAAAACAACAAGCCUCCAGUGCCUUCUACCCCGCGGCCUUCCCCCUCCUCGCAGGCCCCACCUCCUCCUCCACCACCAAGCAGGCCUGGCCCUCCUCCCCUGCCUCCAGCUUCCAGCAGCAGUGAUGAAAUCCCAAGACUCCCGCAGCGGAAUUUGUCCCUCACUUCGUCUGCACCUCCCUUACCUACAGCAGGACGCUCGGGACCUCUUCCUCCCCUGCCCAAUGAGAGGCCCCCUCCUCCUGUGAGGGAUCCACCAGGCAGAUCAGGCCCCCUCCCACCACCGCCUCCAAUAGGCAGAAAUGGCAGUGCAUCUCGGGCCCUGCCGGCUACCCCUCAGAUGCCAUCCAGGAGUGGAGGAGAUAGUCCCAGGAGUGGGCCCAGGCCACCUCUUCCUCCUGACAGGCCUGGUGCUGGGGCGCCUCCCCCACCUCCGCCAUCAGCAUCGGUUAGAAAUGGCUUCCAAGAUUCAUCAUGUGAAGAUGAGUGGGAAAGCAGAUUCUACUUCCAUCCAAUUUCUGAUCUGCCACCUCCAGAGCCAUAUGUACCAAGCACCAAAAGUUAUCCCAGCAAGUUGGCAAGAAAUGAAAGCCGGAGUGGAUCCAACCGAAGAGAAAGGGGUGCCCCACCCCUCCCACCCAUCCUGAGGUGAUCUAUGCCUGCUUCUCUCUUCCCAAGCUCAAGAGCCGCUUCUGUUGAUGCUGUCUGAGAAGUGCACACCCUCCCCCCACUUCCCUUAUCCUUAUGAGGAUGAUGUGAGAAUAUGAAGGGGGAGGGUCUUGUACAAAAAACACACUUUGCUUUUUCCUAUGCAUAUAGUCUCAGAGCGACUGCUUGCUUCAGCUAGAGCCUGCCAUUGUUAGUUGCUGCGAUCAUCAGGCUUUUGUGGCAAGUAGGCAGAGAUGAAUUAUAUCCCAGCUUUCAACCAAACAGACUCAAACAUCCACUGCUUACUUGCUACAGGCUGUAAUUAUUAAAGUCCCUGAGAGCUGGUUUCAUCCAGGCCUUUUUCAAAUGCUUAGCCUCCUGUCUGUUUCCAUGAACCACAGAACGCCUUAGCAAGUUGCUGAGCAAGGGCUCAUAUGUAGCUCUGUGGUUACGGGAAGGGCAGUCUUGGGCAGUCUGAGGUAGGCUCCAAGACAGAGUUUUCCAAUAGAAAUAUAAUGUGAGCCCCGUGUACAACUUUAAAAUGAUUGGUAGCCAGAUUUCUUUAAAAGGUAAAAAAGAAACAGAUUAAUUGUAAUAUAUUUUAUUUAACCUUAUAUACCCAAAUUAUCAUUUCAACCUGUAAUCUAUAUAAAAAUUAUCAAUGAGCUAUUUUACAUUCUUUUUUGGUACCAAAUUUUCAAAAACACAGUGUGCAUUCUGUACUUAAAGAGUGCUUCUCUAUUUGAAGUAGACAAAUCUUUUGUUUAAAAGACAAAAAUGCAAGAUGAGCUUUGGCAAUUUAAGAGGUACCUAAAAAGAAAGAUAGGACCUAACACCUAUUCGGCAGGCAGCUUGACCUUAGAUUCUAGUCCCUUCUUUCUCCUCUUCCCAUAAUAUCCAAGUAUUGCCUCACAAUACCAGGGUCAGAAAUCAAUCUAAUCUGGUUUACCAUCAUUUGGAAUAAAGCCAUGGGAAAGAAACCGAAAGCCUUUGGGAGGCUUUAGGACUCAGAACCAGCUGUCUUGUACGCUCACUUGUCAGCUGAAUGCCUGCUUUGCAGAUUUGAAGUGUUUUUUUCUCUCUUUCUUUCUCCCAGAGCUAGUUCUUCAGGGACAGCUGGGAGAGGGUAGGAAGGCCAGGUAGGAGAGGGAAAGAGUCAGGAAAUGGUAUCAAAUCAGAAUCAUGGAGGAAGGAAACAGCAUUGAGCUGAGGGCAAAAAGCCUAAAAAACCUAACUCAGGCGUUAAGUGAAUUAAAGAGCUUGCUAGUAGAAAUUGGAGGACAUUUAUUUUUAGUCUCUACAGGAAAAUCAUUUGUCUCACUCUAUGCAAAUAAAGCUCCAAUAACAGACCAUAUGGAAGAGCCAGACUUGCCUUUUUAAAUAUAAUUUUGUUUACAAAAUUUUACUAAGACUUUUAAAUCUAGCUGUAGAGUUGGAAAAAAUAUUUCCAUGUUGAUGUUUUAUAAAUGAUUAUGUUUAAAAUUAUCAUUAUUCAUGGUCUUAAAGCACAGAACCACAUGUGUGUAUAUAUAUUUACCUAAACUUUAUAUCUUGUUUCAGUGGAAUAAUCACGUAGUAUUGGGAGAGGCUAGCAAAAUCAAUCCAAAGAAAAAUCUGAAAGAUGCAUUCCUGUUUAUAGAAUAACUGUUUCAUUUACAUAAAACUGAACUUAGGGUCUAAUACAUGGAGUGUCUAAUAAAUUAUGAAUUACUGAUUUGAAUAUAUUGUAUUUUUAUAUAACUUUCCUUGCCAAAGUCCUGGCUUAGUAUAUUAGAGAACUGUUUCCUCACUUCUCCUUUGCCAUUUAUUUACCUUUCACUUAUUCACUUGAAGCUCUUACUCCAAGAGAAGCAAGAAAUACAAAGAUGUAACAAAGCUUUGGCGAAAUAUCUUAAAGAUUUUUUUCUAACAUUUUUGGCAAUUUAACAGCAUCAUUUUGUUUUGGAUUCUUUGAUCUGAUGGCAACAGGGAUAAACACCCCUGUGACCAUGGAAUGACCCAGUUCACAAAAGGUAGAAAAUGGUCUUCCAAGCAGAUGUGACAGAGAGAAGUCAGGCUCAAAUGCACUUCAUAUGGGUCAGGAGGAGUAGACAAUUCCUUGUAUAUCUCAACUUUGCUGUCACCUUUCUAAAGAUUGAAACAAUGUCACAGCUCAAGUUGCCAUUCAUCUGUGGUAAAGAUGUUUUAAAAUAUAUUUUUUAAGGAAUGGUUCAUUAAUAUACCUACAUCCUUUCUUUGAAAGUUAGCAACCUAGUUGCAUUCAAAACUUCAACCAAGUUCUGUGCUAAAAUCUACUAUGGCAAAUCACCCAAAAAUGAGUGUUUCUUCCCCUGAAAUUAGAGUGUUAAUGGGUCUUUUUUUUCAUAAAAAUUCCAGAUAAGAGUAUUCAAGAUGCAAUAAAUACAGUACUUUAACAUUCACAUAUUGUUUUAUAUUGAAAUGUAUUACAGUAUUAAAAUUCAGUGUUUGGUAUUUAUUUCACUAUGCAUUUUAUUUAGUAAAAAUCAAGAAAAAUGUUUAAUCCAAUGGUGCCUUACUUUGUGAUUUGAAAAAAAAUCCAUUUUUAUGUCUAAGUAGCAGAUUAUUUGCAUAUUUGUAAAACCAGGCAUUUAUAUUUUGACUUGUAAUACCACUUUUGUUAUUUUAGCAGCAGAAAUAUGACAGUUGUUAAAAUGUCCACAAUUUUUUGGUAUGAAAUUCCUUUUUCACUGUUUAUAAUCAGGGGCUGUAGAGGAAGGAAGGUAUUUUUUUCAUACCAUUACACUGUGUAAAAAGACACAUUUUGGUAUCUAUGUCAUCAGGAUAGUGGUAGGGUAGAAUCUACCCUAGACAACUGCGUCUUUGUAAAUUAGCCAGACAAUAAAUAAAAGCAGAUGAUACAGUG